This is a messenger RNA of Aspergillus ruber CBS 135680, 1806 nucleotides long. Its product is annotated as carotenoid oxygenase family protein. The record is from RefSeq and is a predicted model, not a curated record. Lineage: Eukaryota; Fungi; Ascomycota; Eurotiomycetes; Eurotiales; Aspergillaceae. Bases 1 to 1806 code for a protein of 601 amino acids. Gene Ontology annotation, molecular function: carotenoid dioxygenase activity. The transcript is spliced from 3 exons. Gene Ontology annotation, biological process: carotene catabolic process.
AUGUCUCAGGAAACGAAACCUCAAUUCAAAUCUCCUCUACAAACGGGCAACUUCGCCCCAGUCCACCACCAACACACCCUAACACCAUGCAAAUACCACGGCACCAUCCCCCCAGAACUAAUCGGCGGGCAAUAUAUCCGCAAUGGCGCAAACUCAUAUAUCCCGCAGCAGUCUAACCGGGCAGAACACUGGUUUGACGGUGAUGGCAUGCUGAGCGGUGUAUUCUUUCGCCGCACGACAAAUGGCGUGAGACCCGAAUAUGUGAAUCGUUUCAUUGUUACAGAUAUAUUUCGCACCGCGGUUGAGAAUCCUCUCCUCCAGGCGCCAGUAUUACCCAGUAUUGCUACGUUGAUCGAUCCGGCGUCGAGUCUGGUCAGGAUUGUAUGUGCGGUGCUGCGGACGGUUGGUAUUGUGAUCUGGUCGUGGUUUUCGAGGCCGAUUAGGAGAAUCGGCGUCGCGAACACGAGUAUCAUUCACCAUGAUGGGAGGAUGUUGGCGACGUGUGAGAGUGGGCCACCUAUAAGGGUGUUGCUGCCCCAGCUUUACACGGUGGGAUGGUUUGAUGGGUGGAAAGCAGAGGGGGAGAGUAUCAAGAGUGCUAACGAUAAUCCUGGUUUUGGGAAAUCGGGCUUACUGGGUUCUCUCCGAGAAUGGACGACGGGACAUCCACAUGUCGAUCCCCAGUCUGGCGAAUUGGUUGUAUUCCACUCCACUUUUAUCAAGCCAUAUGUGCGAUAUUCUGUCAUAUCCAGUGAGAAAAAACAGCAAAGGGGAGAAGCUAGAUAUCUACUCAACAUGCCCGUCCCAGGCAUCUUCUCACCAAAAAUGAUGCACGAUUUUGGCGUCUCACACAAUCACACAGUCAUCAUCGACAUGCCCUUAUCAUUGGAUCCCUUUAAUCUAACCCGAAAUAAACCCGUUGUGGCCUUCAAUCCGAAUGGAACAACAAGAUUCGGUGUGUUUCCUCGAUACGCACCAGAUAAAGUGCAGUGGUUUGAAACGGAUGCCCAUACUAUAUUCCACACGGUUAAUACAUGGGAUGAGCCAUUUUCACCUGAGAAGGGUGAGAAUGAAUCCAAAGUCAACAUGAUUUGCUGCAGAAUGAAAACCGCCUCGGUAUUAUUCUCCGCAGGCAACAUCCAACCACCCACAACCGAAAUGGUAGAACAAUGUCGAUUAUAUUACUACCAAUUCAAUCUCACCACCAAGCAAAUAACGAAACAAUGGGCUUUCUCGGCUAUUGAACUGGAAUUCGUGAAAAUUGCGCCUCAUCUCGAGAUGAGCAAUGCCCGUUUCGUGUAUGGUUGUUCUACCAGGAAUGGUUCGUUUAACGAAGCUCUCGGCGCAGGACCUAAAAUCGACUGUUUAACUAAAAUCGACGUGGCUGAAUUGUUGGAUCGUGCUGGUAGAGAGUUACCAGGGCCGGUAUCAGGAUGUGUGGAUGGGAGAUCUAUACAGGAGGUUAUGGAGAGUGACGAUCUUAACGAUCCAGUGACAGUUUUUCAAAUGCCAGGUGGAUGGUAUGCACAAGAAUGUUCAUUUAUUCCACGAAGCGAUGCAGUAAAAGAAGAUGAUGGAUGGUUGGUAACACUUGUGUUUGAUGAAUCGCAACUUGAUCAGGAUGGCGAUGCUGUUGAUGAUGCGAAGAGUGAGUUGUGGGUUAUUGAUGCGAAGAAUAUGAGGGAUGUGGUGACUAGAAUUGUACUGCCUCAGCGGGUCCCGUAUGGACUUCAUGGGAACUGGUUCUCAGAAGACGAGAUUAUGAGGCAGAGACCUGUUGAGAGCUUGAGGAGUGUAGUAUAUUGA